UUAUCUGAAAAAAAAGAUAUUCUUAUAUAUGUCCUAAUAUCGAUUAUAAUAGGUUUUUCACGUAAUGUUUCCCACCAUUCAUGUUUCUCGUUGACCAAUCCGUCAGUACACGUAAUCAAGUUUCGCAAAAACGCUCAAACCAGUAUCAAGAAUCAGCAACACAUUGUACUUCCGGUAUAUCAUGAGUGACGUUUAAUGGAAAGGUGAACUGAUUCUACCUUGGAUUUUGUGACUCUUUCAGCAAUGGCCUCUUUAAUUGGCAAAUGUUUUGGAAGGGAGGCAUUGCAUUUACUACGUAAUCAUUUGAACACUGUUAAACCUCAAGUCAGGUGCCUAAAUCUUCAAGAAUAUCAAAGCAAGAUGUUAAUGGCAGAAAACGGCAUAAAUGUCCAAAGAUUUCAGGUAGCUUCAAGUCCAGGAGAUGCUUUGGAAAUCUCCGAAAAGCUGAAUGUUGACGAGUAUGUAAUCAAGGCGCAAAUUUUGGCUGGUGGUCGGGGAAAGGGAACAUUCUCAAAUGGAUUCCAAGGUGGUGUUCAUUUAACAAAAGACAAACGUAAAGUAAAUGAAUUUGUGGAUAAAAUGCUAGGCCAAACUUUAGUUACAAAACAAACACCCAAGGAUGGUGUCAAAGUAUCUAAGGUCAUGGUGGCUGAGGCUCUUGAUAUUGAGAGGGAAACUUACUUUGCUAUAUUAAUGGAUAGAAAAUAUAAUGGGCCUGUCAUGGUAGGUAGUCCAGAGGGGGGAAUGGAUAUUGAAGAAGUUGCUGAAAAGAGACCAGAGGCAAUUUUUACUGACCCCAUUGACAUCCUUACAGGUGUUACUCAUGAACAGGCCCUGAAAAUGGCAAGCAAUCUUGGAUUUGUUGGUGAUAAACAGAAAGAAGCUGCUGCCCAGAUUCUGAAUUUAUACAAAUUGUUUGUUAAAGUUGAUGCCACUCAGGUUGAAAUUAAUCCAUUUGGAGAAACAGACACUGGGAGAGUUGUAUGCUUUGAUGCCAAAAUUAAUUUUGAUGACAAUGCUGCUUUUAGACAAACAGAGGUAUUUGCCAUGGAUGAUAUGGCAGAAAGUGAUCCAAGAGAAGUGGAAGCUGCUAAAAGUAACCUGAACUACAUUGGAUUGGAUGGCAACAUUGCAUGUUUAGUAAAUGGAGCUGGUUUAGCAAUGGCAACCAUGGAUAUUAUUAAAUUACAUGGUGGAUCACCAGCCAAUUUCUUAGAUGUUGGUGGAAAUGUUACAGAGAAACAGGUGUACGAUGCCUUUAAACUAUUAACAGCUGAUAAACAAGUGAAAGCUAUCUUAGUAAAUAUAUUUGGGGGCAUAGUUAAUUGUGCCACAAUAGCUAAUGGGAUAACAAAUGCUUGUAAAUCUAUUAAUUUAACUCUUCCCCUUAUUGUUAGACUUGAAGGCACAAAUGUGGAGGAAGCCAAACAAAUAUUAAAAGACAGCAAUCUACCCAUUCUUUCAGCUGCAAACUUAGACGAUGCUGCAAAGAAAGCUGUUUCAUGUCUAAGUUAACUUAUAUUAUGAUAUAUUGGACUUUAUCCACACCAAAACUGGAAGGUAGUUUGUAUAAAAUAGUGAUUAUAGAUAGUGAUAAAAUUAAAAGAAUUUAAUGUAAUGGAAAAUGGUGCAAUGUAAUCUAUUAAUUAUACGCCCUCAUGGAAAUGUGGUCGUAUAUUGCCGUCGCCCCCGUCUGUCCGUCCGUCGUCCACAAUUUCUUGUGAACACUCUACAGACUACAUUUAUCAUCUGAUUGUUUUGAAAUUGAUAUGUUGUUUGCAUUAGAGAGAUGAAGAAGCCUAUUUCAAUAACUUCCGUUAAUUACGCCUUGAGUAAUGGCCCUUGUUUCACCUUCUUGUACCUUGUGAAUGCUCUAACGACAAAAAUUAUUAUCCGAUCUGUAUGAAGUUUAUAUGUAUCAUUUAAAUUAGUAAAUCGAACAAGCCUAUUGAGUUUUAGCAAAUUUCCAUUAAUUACAUCUAGAGUUAUGGCCCUUGUUUCACUUUGUUGAAUCUUGUGAACACUCGAACGACAAAAGUUAUCCCCUAAUCUGUAUGAAAUUCAUAUGCAUCAUUUAAAUUAGUCAAAUGAAGAAGCCAAUUGAAUGUCAGCAAAUACCGUCAAUUACUUCUAGAGUUGGGGGAUCACGUGGCUAAGUGGGUAAGACGCUAGCUCGCUAGCCUGGAGGUCGGGUGUUCGAUCCCUGCAUUGGCCGAGAAAGUUCAUCCAGAUUUUCCGGCGUGGUUCUCCCUUGUCAGUGAUGCAGGAUGGAGGGGCUGACAAGGAAAGCUGUCUAGUCGUUCAGAUGGGACGAAAAACUGAGGUCCCGUGUACACAUUGGCGUGCGUAAAAGAUCCCUUGGCAGUUGGAAUUCGAUAUAAGAGUAGGCCUUGUGCCGCUGUCCGGGCAAAAUUUCCUUCAUAGCACACUGUAUGGCGUAUGCCCAUCUUCAUUAGCCCAGGUUAGGAGCAGAACAGUAGGACGUUAAACUCCAUUUCAUUUCAUUUCAUUUUACUUCUAGAGUUAUGGCCCUCGUUUACUUUGUUGAACCUUUGAACGUUCAAACGACAAAAGUUAUCAUCCGAUCUGUAUGAAAUUUAUAUGCAUUAUUUGAAUUAGUAAAACAAAAAAGCCUGUCGAAUUUCAACAAUUUCUGUAGAUUAUUUCCAGUGUUACAGCCCAUGUUUUAGUUUUUAGAACCUUGUGACCCCUCAAACAGUCGGACGAUUUAGCUGCUGUAGGCGUAUGGUUUGUUGCCUGGCAACCUAUCUUGUUACUUAAUUAUCUCCUAAUUUUCAGAUCCAGAGAAUAUGGAAUAUUUACUACAAGAGUAAAUGUAUACUUAAUGUCUAUGUAUGUGUAAAAAUCAACAGAUUUAAUGAUUAUGUAUGCUCUAAUUAAAUUUUAUGAUAAAUUUAACCAAAAGCAAUUAAAUCAUUCAAGAACCAAAACUA
Messenger RNA from Patella vulgata (common limpet), 2954 nucleotides. RefSeq names its product succinate--CoA ligase [GDP-forming] subunit beta, mitochondrial. NCBI's taxonomy places the organism in Eukaryota, Metazoa, Mollusca, Gastropoda, Patellidae. The record is from RefSeq and is a predicted model, not a curated record. Gene Ontology annotation, molecular function: ATP binding; succinate-CoA ligase (GDP-forming) activity. Gene Ontology annotation, biological process: succinyl-CoA metabolic process; tricarboxylic acid cycle. Bases 244 to 1515 code for a protein of 423 amino acids. The transcript has a single exon. Gene Ontology annotation, cellular component: succinate-CoA ligase complex; mitochondrion.